Molecule: messenger RNA, 1362 nt
Organism: Triplophysa dalaica
Lineage: Eukaryota; Metazoa; Chordata; Actinopteri; Cypriniformes; Nemacheilidae
Gene: chrm2b
Product: cholinergic receptor, muscarinic 2b
Exons: 2
Coding region: 118-1362 (414 amino acids)
Biological process (GO): regulation of smooth muscle contraction; adenylate cyclase-inhibiting G protein-coupled acetylcholine receptor signaling pathway; G protein-coupled receptor signaling pathway, coupled to cyclic nucleotide second messenger
Cellular component (GO): plasma membrane; synapse; dendrite
Molecular function (GO): G protein-coupled serotonin receptor activity; G protein-coupled acetylcholine receptor activity
Source: RefSeq, a predicted model, not a curated record
CAUGCAAACAAGACCAGUGCUUUUCCAAACAGCCCGUUCUCAACGGUUGAGUUUGUUCUCAUCGUUCUCGGUCUGAGCACUUUAAGCCUGAUCACAAUAAUUGGCAACAUUCUGGUCAUGCUCUCCAUCAAGGUCAACAGGAACCUACAGACGGUCAACAACUACUUCCUGUUCAGUCUAGCAUGUGCAGACCUGUUCAUUGGCGUUUUCUCCAUGAACCUCUAUACCGUCUACAUCGUGAUUGGCUACUGGCCUUUGGGGCCGCUGGUUUGCGACCUCUGGUUGGCUCUGGACUAUGUGGCGAGCAACGCCUCCGUUAUGAACCUCCUCAUCAUCAGCUUUGACCGAUACUUCUGCGUCACAAAACCUCUCAGUUACCCGGUCAAAAGGACCCACAAGAUGGCGGGCAUGAUGAUCGCCGCCGCCUGGAUCCUGUCUUUCGUUCUCUGGGCCCCUGCUAUCCUGUUCUGGCAGUUCAUCACCGGAGGCCGGACGGUGCUUGAGGGUCAGUGCCACAUCCAGUUCUUCUCCAAUGCAGUGGUCACAUUCGGUACGGCCAUCGCUGCCUUCUACCUGCCGGUCGUCAUUAUGACGAUCCUUUACUGGCAGAUCUCGAAAGCCAGCCGCAGUCGCGUCAGAAGCAGAGACAGCCGGAUAAUGUCUCGAGACAGUACUGAUGGAGGUCAGGCUGUGGCCAUGACUGAAGGGAAUGUGGAGAGGAGGUCAAUCCAUGGAGCGCAGGAAACGGUUCCUCGGAGGCAGAGCGGAUCAGACGCCACUACAGGAGAAGAGCGAGAAAGCGAGAAUGACUCUUUAUCCGGCAGUGUCCUCCCUUUAUCCAAUCAGAGAGAACUGGUGAUGUCUAUUAGCACCAACGGAGGCAUCAAAAGCAAACAGACCCCAUCCACUCCUCUAGCCAAAGGAUCCUGGGUCAAAUUCACCUGCUUCAAAACACCAUCGCAAAGGAACCUGCAAAACAUCUCUAAAGACACCAACAGAGGUCAGAGCUCAAACAACGGCAAAGAAAGACUGAGUCUAGCGUCACAAAACGUUCUCAUUCCACGUUACCAGAGGAAGAGAAAGAGCAUGUCCUCCCGGGAGAGGAAGGUAACAAGGACCAUCAUGGCCAUCCUGGUGGCUUUCGCGGCCACGUGGACACCUUACAAUGUCAUGGUCCUCAUCAAUACUUUUUGCUCCACCUGUAUACCAAGGACAAUGUGGAUACUUGGCUACUGGCUCUGCUAUAUAAACAGUACAGUUAACCCGGCGUGCUAUGCCCUGUGCAAUGUCACCUUCAAGAACACCUUUAAACAGCUGCUGACAUGCAAGUACAAGAAUAUUUAUUCAUCUAGAAAACACUGA